This is a messenger RNA of Cantharellus anzutake, 567 nucleotides long. RefSeq lists its product as uncharacterized. The record is from RefSeq and is a predicted model, not a curated record. Lineage: Eukaryota; Fungi; Basidiomycota; Agaricomycetes; Cantharellales; Hydnaceae. The annotation marks the transcript as partial. The transcript is spliced from 3 exons.
GGCAGACAGUUGACGGAACGAGAUGAGGCAUAUAUCCUUAGGCUCCAGAGUCACCUUACCAAAUCAUACUUGCUUGCCAAUGAGCCAUGGGGCAGUCCUCGGAUUCUGCCUGAAUACAUCCAGAGCAAGUACAGCGACCCUCCUGUCAUGUUUUUUGGUAUUGGCCUCCAGUUAACUACCAUGGACUUGCUCCCUGUUGCCGAGACUCUCAAGGCGCCUAUCUCUUCCCCAGGGGAUGGAGGGCUAAAACCCAUGACCCUUGUUUGGGCCAUUCGUCGUGCUGUUCAACACGAGCUCAAGGCGCAAAUCGAAAACUGGGGAAUCAUAUCGCCCAGCACGAUCCUGAGACAGGUGAUAUGUAUAACCGACAAUAGCUUGGACAGAUUGUCUCACAAGCAUCCGAACGUGGAUGAUGGGAUCCGUCUUCGCACCAUCAAGUGGAAAUACCUGCAGAACUCCGCAGAGGUUCUGCGUGAGCUGACCGGAAGGGAGCCAAAGUGGUACAUAGGUGAUUAUGUUCACAAUAGCGAUUGGCCGUGCCGCAGUGGCUAUAGCCUGCAGGGUGUA